Molecule: messenger RNA, 573 nt
Organism: Dissoconium aciculare CBS 342.82
Lineage: Eukaryota; Fungi; Ascomycota; Dothideomycetes; Mycosphaerellales; Dissoconiaceae
Product: HET-domain-containing protein
Exons: 1
Source: RefSeq, a predicted model, not a curated record
AUUUAUUCAGAUCUGGACGUCGCACGCUCGCAGAUUCGACUUCUUGAAAUACUCCGCGCUGGAGAAGAGGACUCAACGAUCACCUGCUCGCUUUUCCCGGUCAGUAUUCAGAACCCGACCAAAUAUGUAGCGCUUUCCUACACAUGGGGAGAUUCAAGAGCUACAAUUCCGAUCACGAUACUUCACUCUCAGACUGAGUCACAGCCAGGGAUUUCACUACCGAUCACAUACACUCUGGAGGCCGCACUGCGGGAGUUGUACCGGCAGGGCAUCAGAUACGUUUGGGCCGACAUGAUUUGCAUCAAUCAAAAGGACUUCCAGGAGCGAAGCAAUCAAGUGUCGCUCAUGAGCCAGAUCUACGCAAAGGCCACGAAAGUCGUUGCGUGGCUCGGUGCCCCUGAUGAUGCUUCCCGAAUGGUCAUGGCUGCCGUCGCAUCAUCAGAGCUGCAACGGACACCGACGGGGGAUGAUGACGGUAUUCCGACUCCGAAGGUUGUGGAAGCUUUCCAGGCCUUCCUGAGUCGUCCCUAUUUCAGCAGGAUAUGGAUCAUUCAGGAGGUAGCUAAAGCCAAA